AUGAAGGUUUCUGCGUCUCUGGCGGCCGCUGCGGUGGCAGCUGCGGUGUCUGGAGGAGCUGUCGGUUCACCCGACGCGAGCCCAAAGCUUUCUGGGGAAAAAUUGGCAGAGUUGAUGCAGCUUAGUUUGACAGAAAUAAAAAACAGAAUGGGAAUUAUCUUUUCUAUGGUAGACACGAACGCAGACGGGCAGAUUACAGCAGAGGAGGCGCAGGCGUGGAGUACGCGCCUUAAGGAAGCUAUGCACAAGCACCAGGUUAAGCAGGAGUUCAUUUCAAUUGACAAAGAUAACGACGGAAAAAUUACAUUGGAAGAACUUGAGGUGACGUACACAGACGGCAGCGACCCCGCCAGUCAGGAGGCGCACAAGGAAGAUGUAAAGAAGAGGUUCGCCGCUGUGGACAAGGACCAAAGUGGCAAUUUGAGCCUUGAUGAGGUCACCAUCCUUAUGGAUCCAGGGAAGGACGAAGUGCUGAUGCAAAUUGAAGUAGAUGAGAUUAUGGCGGCGCAAGACAAGGACAAGGACGGUAGCAUCUCAUUGGAGGAGUUCCUUCAGAAUGAGGGUGGUACAUUAACUGAGCCCGAACGGGAGGAAUUAACUCGCGAGUUUUCUUCUUACGACAAAGACGGAGAUAAAAAGAUAGACGAGGCAGAGUUGCGUGCUGUUAUUCAAGAUCCGCAUGCACACGACUUGCAGCAGAUGAUGGAGACACUUAUGGCGGAGAUGGAGGACGGGAAGAUCACAAAGGACCAGUGGACCGAGAAGUUCGAAACAUUCGCUGUCUCCAUGCUGACAGACAACGGAGAACUCCUCCGCUUCCCUGAAGAAUACGAAGGCAUCGAUCUCCCCUUCAAGGGCAUCAGCGCCGGCCCGGGAGAGGAGGACGACCUGCAGCACGACGAGUUGUAA
This is a messenger RNA of Eimeria maxima, 909 nucleotides long. RefSeq names its product membrane-associated calcum-binding protein, related, putative. NCBI's taxonomy places the organism in Eukaryota, Apicomplexa, Conoidasida, Eucoccidiorida, Eimeriidae. The transcript is spliced from 5 exons. The record is from RefSeq and is a predicted model, not a curated record. The coding region runs from base 1 to 909 and encodes 302 amino acids. Gene Ontology annotation, molecular function: calcium ion binding.